AUGUCUGCAUUGAGGAUAUUAGUACCUGUCAAGCGGGUGAUUGACUAUGCCGUCAAACCCCGAGUGAACAAAGCCCAGACGGGCGUCGAGACGGCCGGAGUCAAGCACAGCAUGAACCCGUUCGACGAGCUCUCGGUCGAGGAGGCGGUGCGGAUCCGCGAGAAGAAGUCGGCACCGGGCGGCGUCGAGGACAUCUGCGUCAUCUCUGCCGGACCCUCCAAGGCGCAGGACGUGCUGCGGACGGCGCUCGCGAUGGGCGCGGACCGCGGCGUGCACGUUGAGACCGGGGAGGAGCAGCUGGAACCGCUCAGCGUGGCCAAGCUGCUGCGAAAGGCGGCCGAGGAGCACAAGAGCAACCUCGUGAUCCUGGGCAAACAGAGCAUCGACGACGACUCGGCGCAGACGGGCCAGAUGCUCGCCGCGCUGCUGGGCUGGCCGCAGGCGACGCAGGCCAGCAAGGUCGAGUUCGGCGAGGGGGACUCGGUAAGCGUCACGUGUGAGGUCGAUGGUGGCGUCGAGACGGUCAAGGCCAAGCUGCCCAUGAUCAUCACCACGGACCUGCGUCUGAACGAGCCUCGCUACGCCAGCUUGCCCAACAUCAUGAAGGCCAAGAAGAAGCCGUUUGAGAAGAAGAAGCUGUCGGACUAUGGGCUUUCGGCCGAGAACAGGCUCAAAGUCCUCAAGGUUACCGAGCCUCCGCCAAGAAAGGGCGGUGGUAAGGUUGAGGAUGUUGAUGGACUGAUUGGCAAGCUCAAGGAACUGGGUGCAUUGUAA
This is a messenger RNA of Pyricularia pennisetigena, 774 nucleotides long. RefSeq lists its product as uncharacterized. NCBI's taxonomy places the organism in Eukaryota, Fungi, Ascomycota, Sordariomycetes, Magnaporthales, Pyriculariaceae. Gene Ontology annotation, cellular component: cytosol. Gene Ontology annotation, molecular function: electron transfer activity. The record is from RefSeq and is a predicted model, not a curated record. Bases 1 to 774 code for a protein of 257 amino acids. The transcript is spliced from 3 exons.